GCGGGCGGCGGCGGAGGCCGCGGUAGUCAAGGGGCGUCAGACUCGACCCAGGGUCGGCGAGGCAGGCUGGCAGUCAGGGUAGACGCGCCGCCGCCAUGGGAGGCUUGAAGGACGAGCUGCUCAAGGCCAUCUGGCAUGCCUUCACCGCAUUGGACCUGGACCACAGCGGCAAGGUCUCCAAAUCCCAGCUCAAGGUCCUUUCUCAUAACCUGUGCACGGUGCUGAAGGUUCCACAUGACCCUGUUGCCCUUGAAGAGCACUUCAGGGAUGAUGAUGAGGGGCCAGUCUCCAAUCAGGGCUACAUGCCGUAUUUAAACAAGUUCAUUUUGGAAAAGGUCCAAGACAACUUUGACAAGAUUGAGUUCAAUAGGAUGUGUUGGACCCUCUGUGUCAAAAAAAACCUCACCAAGAACCCCUUGCUUAUUACAGAAGAAGAUGCAUUUAAAGUAUGGGUUAUUUUCAACUUUUUAUCUGAGGACAAGUAUCCAUUAAUUAUUGUGCCAGAAGAGAUUGAAUACCUGCUUAAAAAACUGACAGAAGCCAUGGGAGGAGGUUGGCAACAGGAACAAUUUGAACAUUAUAAAAUCAACUUUGAUGACAGUAAAGAUGGCCUUUCUGUGUGGGAACUGAUUGAGCUUAUUGGAAACGGACAGUUUAGCAAAGGCAUGGAUCGGCAGACGGUGUCCAUGGCAGUUAAUGAAGUCUUUAAUGAGCUUAUAUUAGAUGUGUUGAAACAGGGUUACAUGAUGAAAAAAGGCCAUAGACGGAAAAACUGGACUGAACGCUGGUUUGUACUAAAACCCAACAUAAUUUCUUAUUACGUGAGUGAGGAUCUGAAAGAUAAGAAAGGAGACAUUCUCUUGGAUGAAAACUGCUGUGUGGAGUCCUUGCCUGACAAAGAUGGGAAGAAAUGCCUUUUUCUCAUAAAAUGUUUUGAUAAAACCUUUGAAAUCAGUGCCUCAGAUAAGAAGAAAAAACAGGAGUGGAUUCAGGCCAUUCAUUCUACUAUCCAUCUGUUGAAGUUGGGCAGCCCCCCGCCACAUAAAGAAGCCCGCCAACGUCGGAAAGAACUCCGGAAGAAGCUGCUGGCUGAACAGGAGGAGCUGGAGCGACAGAUGAAAGAGCUCCAGGCUGCCAAUGAAAAUAAGCAGCAGGAGCUGGAGACCGUGAGGAAGAAACUGGAAGAAGCAGCAUCUCGCGCAGCAGAAGAAGAAAAGAAACGCCUUCAGACUCAAGUGGAACUACAGGCGAGGUUCAGCACAGAGCUGGAGCGAGAGAAGCUUAUCAGACAGCAGAUGGAAGAACAGGUUGCCCAGAAGUCCUCUGAACUGGAACAGUAUUUGCAGCGAGUGCGGGAGCUGGAAGACAUGUACCUAAAGCUGCAGGAGGCUCUCGAGGAUGAGAGACAGGCCCGGCAAGAUGAAGAGACUGUGCGGAAACUUCAGGCCAGGUUGCUGGAGGAAGAGUCUUCCAAGAGGGCUGAACUAGAAAAGUGGCACUUGGAGCAGCAGCAGGCCAUUCAGACAACUGAGGCGGAGAAGCAGGAGCUGGAGAAUCAGCGUGUCCUGAAAGAACGGGCCCUUCAGGAAGCCAUGGAACAGCUGGAGCAGCUCGAGCUGGAGCGAAAGCAAGCGUUAGAGCAGUAUGAGGGAGUUAAGAAGAAGCUGGAGAUGGCAACUAGUAAGACCAAGAGCUGGAAGGACAAAGUGGCCCAGCAUGAAGGAUUAAUUCGAUUGAUAGAGCCAGGUUCAAAAAACCCUCACCUGAUCACUAACUGGGGCCCUGCAGCUUUCACCCAGGCAGAACUGGAAGAGAGAGAGAAGAACUGGAAAGAAAAGAAGAACACCGAGUGAAAGCUGGCAGGAGCCCCAUCUGUUGUGCAGAUUCCUGGUGUAGCUAGAAAGCUUGAUGCUAAAGACAAAGGAACUGGCUUUGCUGCUUCUAACCGUUCUUCCUUCAGUGCCUUCUUUCAGGCCAGUAUACUAAGGAAGCCUUCUUAUUUAUCUUCUUGAAAAUAAGGGCUUACCUGGAAAAAAAAAAGUCGACACUAUGAAGCUUUUUAUUUACUCUUUCUUUGAAAACUUCAGGUUCUGAAAAUUCCCUUUAGCAAUCUUAGGUCCUUGUGGGGACGAGGCAGCAUGCAAAUUGUGCCGUGGGUGCCAUUGGCUGCUGAUGCCGAGGGGCGUGGGGGUUUGGGGUCAAGAUCUCUGGGUAUGUUUCCCUCUCCGAGUGCAUCGCCAGUCUGCUUGCCAUGACAUGUGGGUUGCCAUGGAUACUUUUGACCAGAGCGGUCCCUGGCCACUUGGGGAUCUUGCCUCUGCUAGGAGGGUGCAGUCCAUGGAUGCAAUUGUGCAAAAGUUUCUGCUGAAUGCAGUGCUGCUGAGUUACUUCUGGCUCUGGUGGCACUAAGCUCAAGGAGGCAAACACCUUAUAAACAGGCUUUGGCUAAGAUAGAUGCUAAGGAAUCAGCACAGAGAUGAACUGAGUAAAUUAAAUCCCAUUUGGAAUGAUAAUUUGAUACUAACUGAAUUCUUCCUAAUGUUUAAAAAGGUUUUAAGGGUCAAUGUGCUGCCAGAACCUUUGCUUUUACUUUUGUAGUUACUGUACAGAAAAAUUCAGGAGUGUGUGAAAGCUUUUCAUGAUCAGGCCUUUUCUUUAGUAUGGAUAUGAUCAUUUACAGGAAUUAUACAUGAAAAAAGUUUUAAGAAUGUAUUUUUAUGAUGUCCUAUGUUGAGAGGGAACAAAUAUUUAUAAUUCUCAGACAUUCUUACCUAAAUAUUCUUUACCUAAAUGUACAAUGUAAUAUGCUGAACUUUCUUAAUUUUUUGCUAAUUUUCUAAGAUAUAUUAAAAAUGUUUUGUAUGUUUGGGUC
Hyaena hyaena (striped hyena) is the source of this 2872-nucleotide messenger RNA. It is a transcript of the gene SWAP70, whose product is annotated as switching B cell complex subunit SWAP70. The record is from RefSeq and is a predicted model, not a curated record. Lineage: Eukaryota; Metazoa; Chordata; Mammalia; Carnivora; Hyaenidae. Gene Ontology annotation, cellular component: cytoplasm; nucleus. The transcript has 12 exons. Bases 96 to 1853 code for a protein of 585 amino acids.